UUUGGGGGGCGCAGGAAAUGAAAGCACGUCGAUUUGCGGUGCGGUCUGAAAAGGAAAUCUCACAGACUGGCUAAUUGGGCUCGAGCGUCUCGUUACGGACAGACGAUCAGGUCACCGAUGAAUUAUUUAUCGCGGCCAAACAGGAUCCUGUCGACGGUAAAGCUGCGGAAGGGAUUAGAGGAGCGGAUGAUAGAAAAUGUGGAUUAAUGGCGGGUGUAACUGCACAGCCGAGGCGGAGACACACGAAACCCUUCGUGCUGUUGGAGCCGAUGGUGAAGCCCGCAGUGAACGGCAUCAGUGAUGGGCACAGUGCUGCAGGAGAGGCCCAUGCAGAACGGCCACCAUCAGCUCACAGCACAUAAACCAGCCAAGGCGAAAGCUUCAGGACAUGCAUCGAGCCGGAGAAGCACCAACACAGCUGUGCACUCUUCACGUGCAGAAAAGGAAGAUCAGAUGGCAAUCGAGAAUGUUUUACAGCUAAGAGGGAGGAGGACGAGGUCCGAUAGGGCCUCAAUCAUGGUCACGGCUACAGCUCUGAACCCGAAAGAAAUCACUGCCAAGCCAAAGCCGCAUGUGUCCUCCUCAAGCGGACCAAGGGAAAGGCGCCACGGGCGAGAUACACGGCGCAGUGUUGAAAAAGACUCCGUAGACUCUGGAAAACUUCCCAGCUCUCUGCCGCUUUCCCUGACUUCAGUUUCUGCACCACGGCAGGAAUUAACAAAGCAUGAACCCCAACGUGAGUCUUCAGUCUGCCCACCUCAACCCAAAGCUGAGGACACGGACAGUGGCAGUGACCUUUCUGACACGGAGAGGCUCCCGGGACCUCCUUCUGUCACUGCCCCUCCACAGCUCCAUCUGCGUGCAGAAGUAAUCGACCCCCAUGACCUCCAGCCUUCACGGGCUGUGCGUCGGUCCCGCUCCAACGAUGGAUACCCGGACUUUCUUCCUCCUCCCUUCAACUCCUGGAACCUCCGGCAGCUAGCCGUGUAUUUGAAUACGGAGGGCAAGGGCAUGCCCCGCCCUCGACCCGUGGGCCAGCUGGAGAGAUACCUCGAGCGACUUCUGCAACUGGAAUGGCGCCAGAUCCAGACAGUCCAUGAGGAGAGCAGCAAGGCUGUCCCCUCUUCAUGGGGCAGCCGCCAUAGACCCCACACCAGCCCUCAUUCUAACCUGAGUGCUCCGAAAAGCAUCCUCCAGUGCCAGCGGGCCUUCCCCCUGGCGCUGCUGUCUUCCCUGGCUAAUGCACCCCCGCUCCAGCCACCCAGCUGCACCUGCCCCAACUGCCGCAAAAGUUAUCCGAUUUGCAACGGAGCGUGCCGCUUAUACGCUCAUCCUCACCACUCCCAUUUGAGUCCGCUUCCAGAAAAGAGGGGGAGGGCUCCGGGGCUGCCCCGGAGGAGCAGCAGUGAGAGCCGAGCGCAGCAGUUCCAGCGUGGGGUUGGACCUCGCAGCCAUAGACUUAGUGACCCACUGGACAGUACUAGUCACUUGAAGCGCAUGCAGGCCAUUGGCAACAUUAGGAACCCAGCAGGUUGCCCACGCAGCCCUCAAGACAGCUCCAGUAAUAUGAGCGUGGAGCCCUAUAUGGACGUCGGGGCCUCAAGGAAAAAAGGCCCAGGGGAAAGAAGCCGGUCCUGUGGGGAUGUGAGAGAGGACGGCUACAGGAGAGCAAGGCCCGAGCGAAGGACUGCAACACAGCGUUUACAGCAGGACUCAAAGUCAUCAGGUGCUACCAGGUCAGAUGACUUGCACAGUUCCAAGGACUCAGUCCCCAGUAGGCCUACUGGGAAACAGAAGCGCGUCGAGUUUGUCACACAACAUGAACGUUCUCAUACAUACCAUAAUUAAAUCCCGCUUUUCUAUAUAGUUUCUGUACACUCUUUACACUGUGAUUUCUGUUAUUUUGUUUAGUGAACUGUAAACGCAUGUUUCCCUCUUCUUUAUCAUUCUUAUUUAUUUUA
This is a messenger RNA of Colossoma macropomum (tambaqui), 1961 nucleotides long. RefSeq names its product protein FAM217B. The transcript is spliced from 5 exons. NCBI's taxonomy places the organism in Eukaryota, Metazoa, Chordata, Actinopteri, Characiformes, Serrasalmidae. The record is from RefSeq and is a predicted model, not a curated record. Bases 301 to 1848 code for a protein of 515 amino acids.